AGACCGCAAAGCGAUCAUCAUGACACCUGACAGUAUUGCACAACCCGCUUGACAUUAACCUCUUACAUUAACCUUGGCUUAAAUUAGCUAUGUUUGAAGUUAGCCUCUUGCCCCGUGGUUCCUUCCAAAUUCUUGGAUUCUUCGUAUGUUUUCGAGUCCUGCAUUACUUUGUGUGUCGUUUUGGAUCACUUCCUACUUCGAUCGCCUCGGCUCCCCCGAAAAAGAUAUGGAUUUACAGGAAUAUCGUCAUUUCUUUUAUCCAUGCUUGCAUUGCAGCUUUCUUGUCAUUGUACAGGUAGGAUAUUGCGAAUAACUGGAAUAUAUAGAAUAGGAUAGAACUCACUCUGUUGCCCAAGGCCUGUUGUGCGUUAAAUUGACCGUUAAUGUAUCUAUGGUCACACGAUCACGCUCGCACAUGCACAAUCGACAUGCACAAUCGAAUCUUUGAUUCGUACAGUAUCAAAUUUCCUCAGAAUCCUAGUAGCACCUAUUUUCCCACAUUCUCUUUAUUUUAAUAUAUCAGUAAACGUUCAAUGUCACCUUUAUUACGUGUAAUGAGAAAAUAGUAAUAUAAUAGGCUGAAACGGUACUGUCCUGCAGUUAAAUUUAAUGUAAGUGUUAAUGAUAAUAAUGGUCACAGUUAUAACAAUGGUAAUAAUAAAAAUAUCACUGCUGUUGCUGUAACAUUGGAAGUUACUGUUCAAUUUCUUUACCAAACACAGCAUGGAUGCUUUCAAAUCGGCACCUAGUUGUUUGCCUUUGUACCACUCACUGAGUUUUUAUCCCCUUGUGUGUUAUUUAUUUAUUUAGUUAUUUUUAUUUAAGUUUAAUUAUUAUUUUUUUAUUUUAUCAAUUUUUUAUAUAUGUAUUUUUUUAGCAUUCAAAGUGAUUCAAAACCUUCGUGAAUGAACUAAGUAUAUGGUUGUAAAUAAAUUGUAAGCUAAAAGUACUUGUUUCAUGGAACCAGCUUGUAGAGUUGGGGAAAUGGGAAAACAGUAGUAAAAAGAAAAAGAAUGAGAAAUAAGUCAGAUAAUAACAUUAUUUUGCUGGGACUUGCACCCAAUUUAAUGACCAGCUUGCAGUUGGUUUGGUUAGUGUGGCGCUGCACUGAUAUCGCAUAUAGGACUCAGUGUUUGAAUCCUGGCAAUCCUGAAUUUUUCACACUUUCUUUUUGCAACUGCAUAAGUUGCUUCUGUAACUGCAACAAAUGAUCUUCUUUGCAUUUAGCUUUUGUGUCUGACAAAAACCCUUUAAAGGGUAGGAUUGCACGUGCAGCUGACUAUUAUACUGCUCUCCUUUUGAUUACUUGCCCCCACUUUUGAAGGCAGGGCCUGGGAUGGAUCCAGGAUUUAGUGGAGAGAGGUUAGGAUAAAUUUUCCCAAAAAGAGUACUGUCCUAGGAGGUUCGAGGUGCAUGCUCCCCCCGGGAAAAUUUUGACAUCCAGGUCCUCAGAAUGGUGAUUUCCUGCAUUUUAAAGGAUAUUAAAAUACCCCUUUAGCUAUUUUAAACAUGAACUACUCUUAAAAAUUUACAGUAAUUGAGACCAAUAAUGAAAAUAAAUAAGUAACGGUUAUAAAUUUGUAUAUACUAUGUGCUCUAAAAAUCACUCUUGAUUUUCUUCAAAAAUGGAAUCAACAGGGCAUUUGAAACCAGGAAAGGACUCUCCUUUGUCAAUCUUUUUUUCUUUUCAUCACAGUUAUUUUUCAAAAGAUAACAUAUAGUAUUUGUUAGCGAUAUAUGUCCACCAAAGGUUUUCAUCAGAAACUGCAAGUGUUUGAACGUUUUCAUUUUGGUUUAGGGGGUUCAAAAGAACCACCCGAACCACCCCUGGAUCCGCCCCAGGACCAGAGGGCUGGCCCAUCUUAAGUAAUUUGAUUAUUGCAGGCUUAUGCAGUGACAAACAUCUUUGCACCUUAUGCAAAGAUUUGUGUGUGUCGUUAUAAACCCUAUGGGCCAAGUAUUUAAAUGAAGUCUAACUUAAGCCGCGGUUUAACAAAUCUUUGAACCUCCAGAUCUCAGUCGUUGGUGGGUUGUUUUAAGAAGCUAAAAGUUUGUCUAGUCUUCUCUCUAUACUUUCAUAAAACUCUUCACAAUAAAUGAUGUUUAGGUAAAAUUGUUGGGCAAAUUGAAAAUGACUUAGAACGCGGUUUUGUUAAACUCUGGCUAAACUACGUUUAAAUAUUUGGCCCUAUACUUUUAAAUUAAUGUUGUUUGCUUGUAGAAAUCCACCAAAUUUCAGUUGAUAUGAAAACUUACUUUGCUAUCAGGGAUCUCUAAGGUUCAUUUUCUAGUGGUUGAUAUCUCAUGUUUUAUUAAAGUAACCUUUUUAAAUACUUCUUUAUGCACACCAGCUUCUUUGAUGAGCCAGCCAUGCUGACAGACAUGAUCAAAACAUGGAGCAGUACAUCUUUUAUUUUGGUAUCAAUGUCCACUGGUAUGUUGUAUAUAAUGUACAUCAGUCAUCAAACGCAAGAGCACAGUAAUGACAACCAUCUGGGUGUCAGUGAUUGACAUUUAUCGCCUAAUGUAACAUUUAACAAUUUUUCCACAAGUGCACAUUGGAUAUGAGUUGGCUAUAAUCAUCUCAUAUCCAACAAGUGUGAGUGGACUAAUUGUUUUUUUAAAAACGCCCACAAAAUAUCGAGAAUUCUUCCCAACUUUAUUUGUAAAAACAACCAAUUUUCAGCUUGUUUUAAUUUUGACCAGACCUGUACAGUUACCAUAUUUGGAGAGCAUGGUGUAAUGGCUCAUACACCAUGAUGGCUAAGCCAAUCAGAGCUCUAGAAUUACAUUAUCCAAUGAUUCAGUUUUUAAUAAUAACAAUUAUCUUCCGUUCUUGGAUAAGGAUGUAAGACCACCUGCCUCAUCUUACAUGCAACACUCCCUCACUAUUCUGAUUCUUGUGGUACAUAAAAGAAACCACACUGCUGUUCGUAAAGAGCAGGGGACUGAAUCCUCAGUAGUGUGGUCAAUGUUAGAACAAAAACAAAAAAAUAUUUUUGCCUCUUUAUGAAGUGCAUGACUAUUGCUUCAGCAGAUCCACAUCUUGCAACCUUAUUGUACAUAACAAUCUUUUUAUGACCUGCUCUAUAGAUAAAAAAAAUGAUGUUGACAGUGUACUGCCCUUUUACGCUCUGCCACACUUAAUGACCAGUUGAACACAUGAUAAAGUAAAGAUAACUAAGCCAAGACAUGAUAAACAUUUGAGGCGCGAUAGACCUUUGUUCCUUCAUGUGAACAAAACCACCAAAUCAAGGCUUACAAGGGGUGAUAAGUUACAGUGACUAUAUCAUAAAGCCAAAAACAUAACAUAUUAUUGAGGAGCAAUAGACUUUUACAGCAUUACUGUGAGCAACAGCACCACCUCAAGUUUUCAUGGGCUGAUCAAAUACAGUGUCUAGUUUCACAUAGUUUAGUUCAUCUAGACCUAAGCCUUGACCUUGUUUCAUUUUGUGUCGUUAAUGGAGUAGAAUGGGCGAAAGGUCUGUUAAGUUGAUUAAAAAAAUGUGUGCCUGAAGAAAUUGAGUUCAUUUAUUUCCUUAUGUUAUAAGCAGCAAACUAUGUCUACAUUUCAUCUUUGAUACUGUAUUGCUGUGCUGUACCACUUGACAAUAAUAACAAGACGGUUCAUGGUGUAGCAUGAAGCGAAGGGACCGUGAAUGACCUCAUGUUCAUGGUGAUGAAGUUGUAUGGUCUUUACAAACAGUCUGAUAUUGCCACAGUAUUAAAUUCCUUUUUUCUCCUUUCAUUUCAGGCUAUUUUCUCCACGAUUUCUUUGAUAUGCUUGUUUAUGAUGCCAGGGAUUCAAUUGACCUUCUCAUUCACCAUAUUGUGGUACAGUUAUUAAUAGAUUUCAGUUAUUAUUUUUCAAGUCAUCUUUUGUUGAUUAAAUAACACUGUUUCUUGGCUGUCGGGACCAGAAGGAUUAGUUUCUGCAGGCUCUUAUCUGACGACCAUAUAACAUGCUUUGUACUAUUUAGAGCAAAGUUGCUUGUGCAUGCAUUUGGUAGCAAUGGUAUGGUGUUAAGGUUAGAGCACUCACCGCCCACCAUUGUCAGAGCUGCAAAUAACAAUGGUCAACAAUAUUGGCCAUCUAAUAAUGCACUUGAGUUUGAACAUUUGGCUUUAUUUCUAUGGUUUGUUAGACUGUAGACCUUUCAGGAUUGUUUUCUAUUAGUUAAUUAAACUACUGCCUUUUUUCUUUCUUUCUUUCUUUCUUUCUACCUUUUUCUUCUUUUUCCUAUCACUACUGAGUUAUCAAAGAGAGCCCCUCUGCUAGCAAGGAUCAUAAUUAUACUGCGGUGAAACUGUUCAACAACACCCAAUGUCUGGAGAUAAGGGAUCCUUAAUAGCAGCGAACGGCAGCGAAAACAUCGCUUAAAAAAAGAAUUCAAGUUCUUUCAAUCUUCGUUGCGAUUAUUUCAAAUCACUUACCUUGUGUGAAAGGUCUGAACCCAGGGGUCAUUUCAUAAGUAGGUUGAGUACGAUCGUCCGGGUCAACGUAGUCCUGAAUAGGACUGUUGUUGUUGACAGUAACUGACGUUUCGACAACCUGUGCGGUGGUCAUCUGCAGAGUCAAACUGAGUUGUAUCAUUUCAGUUGAUGGUAUUAAACUCUGAUUAUUGACCUGAUUGGUCAAUUAAGUCGCGAUGUUAUUGACCGUCUCAGUAAAGCCGUGAUGUUCGUAAUGUCAUUGGUGCGUUUCUGUCCGUCUGUUGUCACUGUUUAACAGUCGUUUAUUGUUAGUCAAAUUGUCAGUUGUUCAGUCGUUCUCUCGUUGUUAGUUUUGCUUAAUUCCGUCAAUAGGGACCUUACGAUCCGACAACGGCGACGCCAAUGAAAACGUCGCUGAAAAAUAAACUUUUUUGCCCUUAUACCAAGUCACUUGAAAGUAGGAAAGUUAGGUUGGAACUGAAGAGAGGGGAUCGCGUCCGAGUUCAGAGAGGAGAGUAAAAUUUAUCGCCUCGCCGAUCCCUUGCUCACGUCAACUCAAAAUUCGGUCAUUUCAAGUUGUAGUUGUGCCUUGUGUCCAAGGCAUAAGGAUAGAAGCCAUAGGCCUUCAAUUUUGCGAGCUAAAGGCGGUGGUUUAUGGCGUCAAACGCGAGAGCUUUGCUCAAGUCCACAGCGACCGCAGCUACAGCUUCCCUGUUAUCAAUACUGUUCCUCCAAUCUUUGGUCAUUUUUAGCUAUGCAGAGCAGCAAGAAUUGGUUUUCGUAAGUCCAGAUAAGUUUGAGGACAAAACGGUAUGAAAUGCAUUCCAAGUUUGGUCGUCAAUAACUUUCUCAAACACCUUCGAUAGCGAAGUUAACAUUGAGACAGGGUGGUAGUUUGCUUUGUCUUUGUCAAUGCCCCGUUUAAAGACAGGAGUGAGGCGCGCUUGCUUCCAUUCAGACGGCAAUGAGCGAUUCAGAAUACAGAAGUUGAUCAACUUAGUCACCUCUUCGGUAAGAACUAGGGAUCCCAAACGCAAGAUUCGUGGUGAAGUGCCGUCUACCCCAGCUGCCUUUCUCGGAUUAAGGUGGUCCAGAAUGUUGUAGAUAUGUGACGUACUGUCUGGGGAGUAGUUAAACUCGCUUGAGAAACGUCGAUUGCUUAUUGCCGUAAUACUAGGAUGGUCAGUGUCAGAUCUAUGCUCUAACUGAACAAUAUUGGCAAAGUAAUCACUGAAGACUUGAAGGCUACACACCCAGGUUCGGAAAAAAACACUACUACCGUCAACGAGGAUGACGCCUUGUACGUCUUUACCAGAACUAGUUAGCAAAAGGGGCUUAAUUUUUCCCAAAAAUUCGCCCCAAUGUUUAGGAAGCGUCACUGCAGAACGUUUUCAAAGCGUUGCGCUUUAGCGAUGUAAUUUAACUUCAAAUUAGGAAGUUUCACGUCGUAGUCCGGCGUGCAGGGAUGGCAAGGAAAUGUACCAAAAAGCGUGUUUGUUUUGCUGAUUAGACUUAUUGGUUUUCAUGUUCUCGUUGCAGUCGCCGUUGUCGUUGCUAACCCCCCUAAUCAGGGGCACCCAACGACAAUUUUUGGAAAACAUCUGUUCGGAAGACGAUUUGAGAUCUAGAAUUUUCGGAACAUUCGUUGUAAAUUCUUGCUUGCCUGCCUCUCCUAGGAUUUUCGAACUCCCCAAAAAUGGUAUAAUUGCCUAUUUUUAACGGAUUUUUACGCUAAAAAGGUCACCUAGAAUUUUCGGGAGCCUUUUUUCUGGCUGAAAUUUUCGAAAAGGUAAGUUUUGAUCCCUAUAAUUUUCGGAUCACUAGACUUUCAGCUGGGAAAUCCGAACAGAUGAAAUAUUUUUAGGGGAUAAAAGUAUGCCUAUAUCUACCGUUUAAAUACUAAAAUACGUUCAACAAUGCUAUGUUUAAGUGCUUUUGAACUAUAUUCUCGUUGGGUGCCCCUGCCUAAUAUUAUUUAGGCACCCCGGUUCUGCUGUUGACGUGGCAUAGAACUUCCGUAACAUGUGAUUUCUUUUUUAGGUAUGUAGUGCCUUUUGUAUUGCAAUCUUCUGCAAGAUGUACUUGGGGUUUGCAGUAUGUGCUUUAUUGAUGGAAGUGAGCAGCGUCUUCCUGCAUUUCAGAAGAUUAAUGUGCCUUCGUGGAGUGAGCAAGAACAGUCUGUUAUACCAAGUUAAUGGCAUAUUCCUGUUAAUAACUUUUAUCAACUUUAGAUUUCUCACCUCUGCUUGGAUGACAAAUUUUUGCAUCAAACGCCACAAUACAUUGCCAUUUUCCCAUUUUUUAUUUUCUGUAGUUGGCAUGGCAGUUAUGACAGCACUCAACGUAAAACUUUUUGUGGCACUAUGGCAAGCGGAUUUUAAGUCAGGCCAGACUAAGAAAGUGGAUGAUUAGAUGCCAGCUGCUUUCGGGUAAUGCGUCUGUUGUUGAAAAUAAGUUAGCCUUAAUUCGUGGCUGGCGUUUGUGGGGAAAAGAAAGGGACAGUUAAGGCGUGGCUGGCGUUUGUGGGGAAAAGAAAGGGACAGUUAAGGCGUGGCUGGCGUUUGUGGGGAAAAGAAAGGGACAGUUAAGGCGUGGCUGGCGUUUGUGGGGAAAAGAAAGGGACAGUUAAGGCGUGGCUGGCGUUUGUGGGGAAAAGAAAGGGACAGUUAAGGCGUGGCUGGCGUUUGUGGGGAAAAGAAACGGGACAGUUGAGGCGUUGCUGGCGUUUGUGGGGAAAAGAAAGCGACAGUUAAGGCGCGCUCCCAUGGCGUUCUUUGGCAGGGAAACGAGGUUGUACGGGUUUUAGCGAAAAUGUCCUGUCGACGGUAACAAGGUGUGAAAUGUUAGAAGAUUUAUCAUAUUGCACUCGGGAGAGGGCUUUACCACUUUCAAUACAAAUAACUUUGUUAAAAGAUAAAAUUAGUAUAGGUAAUAACUUGAUUUGUAGUGAUAUUUGGCAUAAAUACGCCGGGUGAUAUUUCUGGCAAAAUUGUUAUACGUAAUUUCACGAGGCGUUAGGCGAGUGAAAUUUAAGACAAUUUUGGAAUAUCACGAGUGGUGUUUAUGCCAAAUAUUACUAUUAUUUGUUUAUACUACUACCCGGGUUUGUAAUUUUCACAUGUAGGUAUUUCAAAUUAAGCUGAAAGACCACUGCUAUGAGCCAAUCAAAUUGCAGAAAUUUCUCAUGUAGUAGUAUACUGGUUAAAUUACUGGUUAGAAAGUAAAAUUACGUCCUUUCGCCCUUUCCCUGCUCCAGCCUUCAAACGCCAGUCACACAGGCUAAAGAUUACUGGACAGUUGAACCUCUCUACUGCACAACGGCCACCUUAGGGACAGAAGAAAGUGGCCCUUGUAAAGAGGUGGCUGUUAUAAGAGAGGUUUUAACCAAGAGUCAAUGAACGAAUUUUUUGUCGGCCUGGACGAAAAAAGUGGCCGUUGUAGAGAGGUGCCGUUAGCGGAGGUUCGACUGUAGUAUUUUGUGAUGCGGAAAUAGAGCCGAGAUACCUUAAAUGAUCUAAUAGACCUCCGGGGCGUUAACCCUUUAAAAGUCCCAAUGGUGACCAACAUCAAUUUUGUCCUAACAAUAUCCACAUUGUCAAGAGAUUAGACUAUGAGAAAAUGCUUUGAUCUUUUAUCAAAUUUCCUCAACACAUUCUUUAAGGAAAUAUAUAGAGAUCAAUUUGGUGAAUAUUUAUGUGUAUGUUGGGCUUAAAGGGUUAAUUUUGAUUUUUUUAGGGUCCAAGAUGGGGCGUUAAAGAGAUAGCAGGCGUUUAAAAAGAGAGGCAUUCAUUCUCAUAACUGUAACAAGCUCGACAAAACUAAUAUGCUUUGGAGCGAAAAUAUCGGCAAAGGUUAUAAACAGCAGAAUAUCCACCAUUGAUACGUGCAGAUAUCCAUAUCGUUCUUUCAAAUCUCAAAGAAGUAACUUCUAGCUGGGUAUCCUCGUUCAAUGUCACUUUGUUUUCACUGUUAGCCCAUCCUUUAUACUUUGAACUUGACAUUGAAUAAGAUACAAUGCACAAAAACCCUUGUUAAUCAAGGAAGAAACUGAACAGCUUGAAUGAUUUUAAUCCUUUUUGCUAUUUCCUAGUAUUUUGGAGUAAUUGCCAUGGGGGCGUCUAUUAGGCAGGGGGCGUUUAUUAUAGAGGGGCAUCUAAUACAACCUUAACAUCGUAGGAGGGCGUUAAUUAGACAAGAGGCGUUUAUUUGAGAGUGGGCGUCUAUAGAGCGUUUUCACUCACGUGACCAGCAUCCACGCAAAUUUAUGGGAACCAAAGAAGGCGUUUACAUAAGAAAAGAGAUCAACUCCCACAGGACUGGUUUGGAACACCAAUAUGGCCGCCCUGACGUCAUGUGAAAACGCUCUAUUGGAUCAUUUACGGUUAUCAUUUCAUCAGGUCUACACUGCAUAUUGUUUAUUCACAUUGAAAAAUUAUUUUAAUUUAUUGUUGAUCCAGGACGGUGUUAUCGCCGUUGAUAAUAUCCUCUGAGUUCUGCGUAAUUUUUCAUUUCAUACGAAAGCCCGAAUACAAUAUUUGUUUCAUAACUCACUCAAAAUAUUUCUAAGCUCUUAACAUAGACUUUAAUUUCUUCAAAACAUUUGUCUGUUUCUUGGCAAAGUUUCAGAAUAUGACAAGAUGUUUUAUCCUUACAGUUACGCUUCAAAAACCAGAUUGCAUCCAUCGAGCAAUAUUUUCUUUGCCUAAUCUUGUAUUUCGUCUUUGGAUAGCCAUGACUGAAUUCUCGCCAUUUUCUUGAGUUGUGCACUCGUGCCAAAAACGGCGCGCAAAUCUGCCGCGCCGUUGCCUGGAAAUGUCGUUGCGAUUUAUAUUACUGACAAUAUAUUAUCGUAUCGAUUGUAUUUUGCCCCAUUUUCCAUAUUUGUUCGGCGCCAUCUGGUUGCAAAAAAACGGCGAAAAGUUUUGAAAGAAGAAUAAUAGGUAUUAGAAUAAUGAUGACAAUAUUGAUGAUAAUUUAUUACUUCUAUGGUGCAAGUUUAUAUUGUACAUGGUCAAAUGCUUGUUAUCGCC
Porites lobata is the source of this 9464-nucleotide messenger RNA. Lineage: Eukaryota; Metazoa; Cnidaria; Anthozoa; Scleractinia; Poritidae. The record is from the annotation of a GenBank genome assembly.